UAGCACUCAUUCCACCACUCAAAGAUGUCUUUUUAUUUUCACACGGAUCAAACGAACCGAUGAGACCGAGGACACGGAGAAAACUCAAAUUUGGAGUCAUAGAGCCAUUGGUGCCAUCUCCUGGGACAAGGAGUUUAUCAAAGUUUCAUGCAAGGAGUCUUUGAAAACAGAGUUGACUUCCAGCAUCUCCUCUGCAGAAACUCAUACUCCAGAUGAACUUAGAGCCAUUUCUCUGAUACGAACCCCCGAGUAUUCGCCUGCUCCUCCAAACUUCACUCUGAACACGAGGGCGUUCCGUCUGCCUGUUUUGAUGACUAAACCCACAGAUAAAGGUGAGACUAUGGUUCCAGCACCUCCCAAUGUUCCUCAAACAAAGAUGAUAAAAGCUAUACCUAAGCUGUUCAAGCACACUGCAAGGGCUGUUAGUAAACCAAGGAAGAAGCCUGUGACGGGGAGUGUCUACAAACCCAGGACUUCAACUGUCAGAAAAGAGCUUCAGCCACUGCUGAACCCUGUGGAGAGCCUGUCUCACUGCCUGCAGCAGAUGUCCUCAGAUGACUGGAGGAAGAAAAUCAUUGGGAUGAAAAUUAUUCAGGCUCUGACACUGCAUCACCCACAGACCCUGAAGACCAAACUCCACCAAGUGUGUUCAGUCCUCAUUCAGGAGGUGAAAAACCUGCGCUCUGCAGUGGCCUGUGAAGCCAUCUCCACUGUGGGUGGCCUUUACGUGAACCUCCAGACUGCCAUGGACCAAGAGGUAGAGCGCACCGGCAAAGCCCUGCUGUUGUCAAUGGCACAAAACAGAGCGGCCUUUUGUAAAAAGCAGACCAGUCUGGCCCUGGACGCCAUGGUGAAAAACUGCAGCCUCACACAAAUCGUCAAUGUUCUGCUAAACACGGGGCUGAUGCACCCUCAUGCUGUGGUACGAGCGAGCAUGGCCCAGCACCUGCACCAGGUGGUCGAAAGAGUCGGAGCUGCUCGCAUCUUGACCACAGAGAGGAGCUUCACAGAUCCAUUCCUCAGAGCUGUUGCUAAAAUGUCUAUGGAUGCAGCUCCAGAUGUGAGGCACCAUGGACAACUAAUGUUCCAGGAAAUGGCUCGACAAAGGGACUUUAUGAGACAGUGGGAGAAGAUCAGACCAGAAGACGAAAGGUUACAACUGAUUAAAAUUAUAAAUAAGGUUCGAAGAGUUAAAAAUGGAGACUCACAGUCCAGACUUGUAUGAUUCAUUUACAAAAGAAGUUAUCUGUGAUAACAUUUAAGUCAAGGCUAGAAAACUUGCUUUAGAGGGGCCCCUGACUACCAGUGUGAGGGUAAUUUAAGUACUGUGUUAAAUCAACAUUGUAAUUGUUUUUGUGUGUUAAUACAGAUGUGUA
This is a messenger RNA of Solea senegalensis (Senegalese sole), 1376 nucleotides long. Its product is annotated as TOG array regulator of axonemal microtubules protein 2-like. Lineage: Eukaryota; Metazoa; Chordata; Actinopteri; Pleuronectiformes; Soleidae. Gene Ontology annotation, molecular function: microtubule binding. The coding region runs from base 311 to 1225 and encodes 304 amino acids. Gene Ontology annotation, biological process: microtubule cytoskeleton organization. Gene Ontology annotation, cellular component: cytoplasmic microtubule; cilium. The transcript is spliced from 8 exons. The record is from RefSeq and is a predicted model, not a curated record.